Homo sapiens (human) is the source of this 8323-nucleotide messenger RNA. RefSeq names its product dual specificity tyrosine phosphorylation regulated kinase 3 (gene DYRK3). The record is from RefSeq and is a predicted model, not a curated record. Lineage: Eukaryota; Metazoa; Chordata; Mammalia; Primates; Hominidae. The coding region runs from base 424 to 2130 and encodes 568 amino acids. Gene Ontology annotation, cellular component: nuclear speck; nucleus; cytoplasm. Gene Ontology annotation, molecular function: protein kinase activity; ATP binding; protein serine/threonine/tyrosine kinase activity. The transcript is spliced from 4 exons. Gene Ontology annotation, biological process: negative regulation of apoptotic process; negative regulation of DNA damage response, signal transduction by p53 class mediator; erythrocyte differentiation.
GAGGCACAGCUCGUGGGCCUGGGCGGAAGGAUGCGGGGCCGCCUGGGGCCGGGCUCCCGCCCCAGCAGCGGAGGUAACGGCGCCACGGGGUAACGGGCUGGAGGCGCCACAGGGAGCGGCUGGCGCUGGCAAGCGAAGCUUGGGGGUGGGGAGGAGGUAGAGUGAGCCCUCAGUAGGAGGGACGAGGGCAGGGGUCUGACUGCCUCCCCGGGACCGCCCCCACCUCCUCUCUAUCAGGGCCCCCUCCCCCCAUCCCUGUCUCACCGGGCGCGGGGGACGGGGCUAGAGCGGAGUUAGAGCAAGAAGAAUUUCCACCCCUGGAUUCCCUCUGAAACCCUAGAUCGGGUGGUGGAGCCACAGUGUUAAAGAACAGAGAAGUGAUCCUUAAUCAUUUAGAAUUUUGCCUCCACCAUCCACCAGAAAAUGAAGUGGAAAGAGAAGUUGGGGGAUGGUGUCUAUGACACCUUCAUGAUGAUAGAUGAAACCAAAUGUCCCCCCUGUUCAAAUGUACUCUGCAAUCCUUCUGAACCACCUCCACCCAGAAGACUAAAUAUGACCACUGAGCAGUUUACAGGAGAUCAUACUCAGCACUUUUUGGAUGGAGGUGAGAUGAAGGUAGAACAGCUGUUUCAAGAAUUUGGCAACAGAAAAUCCAAUACUAUUCAGUCAGAUGGCAUCAGUGACUCUGAAAAAUGCUCUCCUACUGUUUCUCAGGGUAAAAGUUCAGAUUGCUUGAAUACAGUAAAAUCCAACAGUUCAUCCAAGGCACCCAAAGUGGUGCCUCUGACUCCAGAACAAGCCCUGAAGCAAUAUAAACACCACCUCACUGCCUAUGAGAAACUGGAAAUAAUUAAUUAUCCAGAAAUUUACUUUGUAGGUCCAAAUGCCAAGAAAAGACAUGGAGUUAUUGGUGGUCCCAAUAAUGGAGGGUAUGAUGAUGCAGAUGGGGCCUAUAUUCAUGUACCUCGAGACCAUCUAGCUUAUCGAUAUGAGGUGCUGAAAAUUAUUGGCAAGGGGAGUUUUGGGCAGGUGGCCAGGGUCUAUGAUCACAAACUUCGACAGUACGUGGCCCUAAAAAUGGUGCGCAAUGAGAAGCGCUUUCAUCGUCAAGCAGCUGAGGAGAUCCGGAUUUUGGAGCAUCUUAAGAAACAGGAUAAAACUGGUAGUAUGAACGUUAUCCACAUGCUGGAAAGUUUCACAUUCCGGAACCAUGUUUGCAUGGCCUUUGAAUUGCUGAGCAUAGACCUUUAUGAGCUGAUUAAAAAAAAUAAGUUUCAGGGUUUUAGCGUCCAGUUGGUACGCAAGUUUGCCCAGUCCAUCUUGCAAUCUUUGGAUGCCCUCCACAAAAAUAAGAUUAUUCACUGCGAUCUGAAGCCAGAAAACAUUCUCCUGAAACACCACGGGCGCAGUUCAACCAAGGUCAUUGACUUUGGGUCCAGCUGUUUCGAGUACCAGAAGCUCUACACAUAUAUCCAGUCUCGGUUCUACAGAGCUCCAGAAAUCAUCUUAGGAAGCCGCUACAGCACACCAAUUGACAUAUGGAGUUUUGGCUGCAUCCUUGCAGAACUUUUAACAGGACAGCCUCUCUUCCCUGGAGAGGAUGAAGGAGACCAGUUGGCCUGCAUGAUGGAGCUUCUAGGGAUGCCACCACCAAAACUUCUGGAGCAAUCCAAACGUGCCAAGUACUUUAUUAAUUCCAAGGGCAUACCCCGCUACUGCUCUGUGACUACCCAGGCAGAUGGGAGGGUUGUGCUUGUGGGGGGUCGCUCACGUAGGGGUAAAAAGCGGGGUCCCCCAGGCAGCAAAGACUGGGGGACAGCACUGAAAGGGUGUGAUGACUACUUGUUUAUAGAGUUCUUGAAAAGGUGUCUUCACUGGGACCCCUCUGCCCGCUUGACCCCAGCUCAAGCAUUAAGACACCCUUGGAUUAGCAAGUCUGUCCCCAGACCUCUCACCACCAUAGACAAGGUGUCAGGGAAACGGGUAGUUAAUCCUGCAAGUGCUUUCCAGGGAUUGGGUUCUAAGCUGCCUCCAGUUGUUGGAAUAGCCAAUAAGCUUAAAGCUAACUUAAUGUCAGAAACCAAUGGUAGUAUACCCCUAUGCAGUGUAUUGCCAAAACUGAUUAGCUAGUGGACAGAGAUAUGCCCAGAGAUGCAUAUGUGUAUAUUUUUAUGAUCUUACAAACCUGCAAAUGGAAAAAAUGCAAGCCCAUUGGUGGAUGUUUUUGUUAGAGUAGACUUUUUUUAAACAAGACAAAACAUUUUUAUAUGAUUAUAAAAGAAUUCUUCAAGGGCUAAUUACCUAACCAGCUUGUAUUGGCCAUCUGGAAUAUGCAUUAAAUGACUUUUUAUAGGUCAAUGCAUCUUUGUUAUUAUCGUCAGAUGUAUUUCAACUGAUGUAUUAUACUAUUGGUUUAAAUCUCUUUCUCUCAAGAUAGAAGGUGUAGCAAAAGUAUCCCAACUACUCCUCGCUUCUAGUGUCCCUCGGCAUCUGUUCUGGAGGGGUAAUUUGGGAUGUGGUGUUAGUUGUGGCUGAGAGCCAGUGCUAGGUCCCUUGCCCCACUAGGCCAUUCUCUAGGCUCAUUCUAGGUGAAAGAGCUCACAGCAGACUGUGGGGUGGGGGAGCACCAGGAAGCUGUUGGUGACCUGGACAACUGGUGUCCCUGGUUUUCAGUGACUCGCUCCUCUUCCCUUCAGUUCUCUGAUGUUUGGUGUUAUUAUUUUAUGUUGUUAUUUUGCCUCUGAUUUGUUUCCUAGUCACUCAAAGCAUUUUACAGAAGCCUUACCACUUUACUAAAUAACCCUGUAAGGUACUGAUUUAAAAACUGAGUCAUAUGCAUCCCUCCUCCUUUCCUCUCCCAUGCCCAAGGAAGAUAAAACAGCUUCUCUGCCACAAUUGACCCAGAGUGGUAAAGAUAGAGAAUCAGCAUGAAAACUGCAGUUCCCCAGCUUUGUGGUACUCCACGGACCAGCCUCCUUGCUGCAUUUUCAUAGAAUCUCUUCCUUAUAAAAGUAAUCACUCUCGGAUAAACCUUACUACAGUUUAAAAAUGCUUCCCUCUUCUCUUUACAGCUACCUGCCACUUCAAUGUGCCACAUUUUUCCCCCCACUUUCACGUUAAGCUUAAUGCUAUUCCCUAGAUCUGAGUGAACUUCAGUUAGAAGAAGAAAACUAAAAAUCCAGAAACUGGUGAUAAUCAAGUUUUCCCUUUUUAUGUUUCUUAAUUUUAUUCUCUUCAACAGCUUUUCUUUUUCUCUGCUAAGAUUUAAACAGUGAGGGCUGAUAAUAAAACUAAUUGUUAAGCCAGUGUCCUACUUACAAGGGUGGAGACGGGACAGAAGCUAACUCACUGCUACUGGGUUUUGUUUGUUGUUUCCUGUCCCUUGCUCUAUUUCUGUCCUCUUCCAGAACAAAAGUAUGCUCAAGUUCUAUCCUAAAUGUGUGCUCUUGGCUGGGUAUUAGUGGCUCAUGCCUGUAAUCCCAGCACUUUGGGAGGCUGAGGUGGGUGGAUUCCUUGAGCCCAGGAGUUCAAGACCAGCCUGGGCAACAUGGUGAAACCCUGCCUCUACAAAAAAUACAAAAAUUAGCCAGGCCUAGUGGCACAUGCCUGUAAUCCCAGCUACUUGGGAGGCUGAGGUGGGAGGAUCACUUGAGCUGAGAUCAUGCCACUGCACUCCAGCCUAGGCAACAGAGUGAGACUCUGUCUAAAAAACAAACCAAAAAAAGUGUGUUCUUUAAAGUAGAAUAUUUGCUUUUUACAAUAUAGUUCUCAGAAUGAUCCAGUUCCAUUUAUUAUUCUAGAAUGUGGUGCAAACUCAAUGACAUUGGAAGAGACUCUUUUUGUUGGGCAGUGUAGGAACAAGAAAAGAAAAUAAAAAUGCCAUGAGUAUAUUAUUUAAGGAACUUUUGUUUUAUCCAAAAGUAGUCAUGAUUGCUGUAGCAUAGGCUGUGAAAAAUGAGAGAGUGCAAAUCUCUCUCAUUUAAAUGUCCACAGUGGCUUUAGUCUCCCAAGUACAAGGGCCAGAUGGCAGAGAACAGCUUAAACUGAGCCUUCAGCCUCAUUAAUAGGAGGAAGUCUUGGUACUUUUGGUGACUAAGAAACUGGAUUAUUUAAAACCUUAAUUAUCUCCUUUACUCCUGGUUUACAGAAGGCAAUAAAUAUACAACUCCUUUAGAUCCCUCUAACUCCUGCUGAAUUUUCUUUCUUUUUUUCUAAGUCUGCAUCCUAUCUCUUGAUUCCAUUGCCUGAAGAAGCUGUGUGAAAUUAGUCUGGUUAUUGGUUUUCUUGUCUGAUAGUGGCAUCUUGAUCUCUUCAGAUGUCACACUAAAUGCUGCUCAUAACCCAUCCUCCUCUUCUUUAUUCAUCACUGCCUUCUUCAAGGGAGGUCUUGAAACUGCCUCAUCUACCUCAUGAUCUGCUAGUCGAGAUAGUGACUCUUUGGAAGUUGGUAGUCCAAUGUCUGCUUCCCCGCAUUAACCACAUUGCGUAGGUUUGGGAAUUUUGCAGGUGCUAAAUCAUCAUGGCCAGGAAGAUGAAACACCUUGAGAAAUGGGAACAUCUCUUCACUGUGUUCUUGGAUCAGCCUUCUUUCAACUACCAAGAAAUGGAUGAUUUCUCUGCCAACUCCAGGAAGUAGUACAGCAUGAUUGAAUCCUUCUUCAGUGAAUCUUUUCAUUGUAACUUAGGGUGUAAAAGCUCAUAUCUACUCAAAAAACUCAAAUCUACUCUUUCAGUAGAUAUGAGCUUACAUUGACUUAUGAAUGGUUUUCCUGUAGGCCCAACAGUGUCAUGACCCUCCAGUUGAAACAAAGCAUGAGUUAUUUUUAUAUCGAGUCCUUGAACUGCUAGCCAGGUAGAUGUUUCCUUGAAGUCCAGAGCAGGAUCCAAGUCAGAUGAAGGAGGUGGCACACCUGGCUUAACUGCAGAUCAGGGAGCAUUGAACCUCUACAAUUUGCUGCAUUGGAUUUCUGCAUGGGUUUCUCACUGAAUAGUAAAUUAGAGAAAAUGCUACUUUUACUAUUUUGCAUUUUAUAUCAACAUUAGCAGCCUGUUCCCACUCAGGUGCUGUCCAAGGCACAUGUUUCCUUGGGAUGUUUGGACAGAAUGAUCUGGCUUGAUGUAUUUCUUGGGCUCUGGUACCACAUCAUAGAGUUGGUUAAAUGUAGCCAGCAGCAGUGUCAAGACAGCUGACACUGUCUUCCAAGAGUGAAUGCAUUGGCCUUUGGAACUGCUGCUAAAGCCAUGUGUGGGGUGGCGAGCACAUCUUUAGGUGGCAGCAAGGCUAUAUCUGAUUGACACAGAUCUGAAGUCUCUAACACCAUAUUGCUGUUGUCCUGAAUUUUCUAACUUGGAGAAAUUUAAGGAUCUCCUGCAUUAUCUAGGCAGAGCAUAUGUUGAGGUUGUUUUGCCAGUUGUUAUCAGUGUUGAAGAACUGCUCCUGUAAGCAAACUGUUAAAAGCAUUACUACCCCAUAUGCAUCUGAUGUACACUGUGUUUUGGUGUUUGUGUUUUUAGUGAGAGUUCUAGCCAGUACUGUGCCUGAACUUGGGAGAGAAAGGGGCCUGUGGCUGAGGUUGGUGCGUGCUCUAUUUCUGUGUAUCGAAUGGACUACAAGGUUACUGAAACUGGGCUAAGGGAAAGUGUAUAGACAACUCAUUACACUGUAGACAGAUUUUAGAAAGCUACAGGAAGGCAAAUGGAUGUUUCUGCCUCAAUUUGGCAACCGAGAGAGUGAUGCAGAGCAGAGUCAUUGAAGUUGGCAUACCUGUCUUCUGCAGGCCAAUUCAAGUUUGAGGAGAGUGGGCUGCUUAAAAACAUGGUGCUCGUCCACAUGGAUUUGAGGAAGUUUAUGGUUGGGUUUCAAGCUUAGGGACAAGUUGUGGUUUUUAGAGGCAGUAACUCUAUGCCACCUUAUUGGCCACUGUUAAAAGUUUCACUUGGAUCCCUGCCCAGCCAUAGCAAUGAGUGACUGAAUUGGAUCAGAGUUAGUACAGAAAUUCAGACUGUCUCUUCCUCAGUUACUGGAUUGUUCUUUAGCCAUUUUUCUUCUAGUCAUUUCAGUCAAACUGGUUAGGUUAGGUGACUUACUGAGUUCUAAAUUGACAAAUUUUAAUUUCCAAGUUGUUUCUGACACGGUGAGAGUUGGGUUAGAAUUUUUAUUUCAUUCCCCAAGUCAUUUUUUCUUUUUCUUUAUUUUUUCUUUUUGAGACAGAGUCUCGCUCUGUCGUCCAGGCUGGAGUGAAGUGGCGCAGUGUUGUCUGCAGCCUCAACCUCCCAGGCUCAGGUGAUUCUCCCAUCUCAACCUCCAGAGUAACUGGGACUACAGUCACGUGCUACCAUGCCUGGCUAAUUUUUUGUAUAUCUGUAGAGAGGGGGUUUCACCAUGUUGCUCGGGCUGGUCUUGAACUCCUGGGCUCAAGUGAUCCAUGUGCCUUACCCUCUCAAAGUGCUGGGAUUAUAGGUGUGAGCGACCGUGCCCAGCCUCAUUUUUUCUUUCAAUAUGGAAAAUUGGCUAAUCCACCUAAUACCUGCUCAUCUUCUAGUAUUCUAUCCUACCAUCUACCCUCAGAGUUAUUGAUGUACUCUUUCAUCAUGUGCUAUCAUGAUUUCUCCUUAGAUUAGAAAGUAAGCUUCAAAUGGGAGUGUGUCUUCAUAUUGUUCUGAAUUAACAGAUUUUGAUGCCCGCUGAUCAUGUGCAGAUGAUGGAAGCUCAUUUCCUUCCAUGAACCAGGAGCAUGCUCGCCUCUUCUUUUAAGUUGACCCACACAAUCUCUGAUGUCUUCUUUUUGGGAAAGGGUAAUGAGAUAAGGAUUAAGGACAUUUUCUUCUGGUCCAGUGUUAGAUACAGUUACCUUGAUAAUAAUGAAAAAAAAAUGAAUACCACCAAAACCUAACUAUGAUGUAAGGAUUCUGCUUCUGCCCCACAGGGGCUCUGAAAGAGUCUAGCCUGGAUCUUCUUUCCCAGAGGAAGUUUGACUUAUGACCAUAUUAGUAUGCUUUAUUCCUUGGUGUUUAAGGGAGUUGGGGCAGACAGGUUAGCUGGCUAAUGUCAUUACAAUUUAGUUUUUGUGACAAUCUGUUAAGAAGGGGGCUUAUUGCAUAAUCAAAAAAGAACAAUAAAAAAAUAAAAAUUUCUACUGUGAAACUAUUUCAAUCUGUAGCAGCUGGUCAUGUUAAAACACUUUCUGUUUUGCUUAAUUCGUAACUAGGCAUAAUUAAAGUUAAAUGCUAAAUUUUAGGUAGCAGCUGAUAAAUGGUUCUAAGCUUUCCUGACAGAAUACUCCUACUACUUUGGUGAAUCAUGGAAAACUCUUUCUCCUUUAUUUUUAAUUAUUUCUUUUCCAUCUGUUAUUGAUGUCAUCAACACGGAAGUUGGAAAGGUGACAAUGAUUGUUCUAGACUGCCUCUGUAAUGCUUUUUCUCCUCUGAGAAUUAAAAAUACAUACUUACACCUUGAGCCAGGUAGAAUUGCCAGAACAUGUUUUCCUCCGUGUCUUCGGUCUAGAUGACCAAUCUGUAGAACGCUAUAACUUACUAUGCGUAGAGCAGCGGCAGGCAUUCAUGCUAUGGAAAACCUGGAGUCAGUACAAAUAAGGAGUAAGAAAAGGCCAGGGAUUGGCAAAUCAAAGAAGAGUUCUCUUCUGCCAGGGAUUAGCCUCCUAGUUUUAAAUAUAUUUUUAAUAUCCCCAUUUUAACAUACUCCAUUUUCACCUUCAACCUAUCCUUCCUGAAGCCCAAACUUUUAAAGAAUUUACUUCCAGACCUGGCCUUCAGCCUAAUAUGAUUAGGGUGUUUUUCUGAGUGUCUGUCAAAUUAUGCUGGCUAAUUUCAAUGAGAAAAGAUUUUAGAGUCACAGUGAACCCAUCCAUAAAAGGACUAAAAGCUCUCUCUGGUCCCUGAGAUCCACAACCCCUGAGAGAAGCCAGAACUACAAAUGCAUCGUCUAGACUUUGAAGAAGCAGGGUAUGAUUCUUAAUAUAGCCCACCCAUCGCUAAGUCAAGCCUAGACUCUAAUAUUUUUCUAUAACAGGAGAAGCCUCCCUGACUGGAGACUAGAGUCUCACAUCUUCUGCCACCACAUGAAUAGACUAAAAAGAAAGGAGAGUCCCACAUCAGGCCAAGUGGUGACCUGUGGCUAUUUCAGCUCAGAAUGUCAGCCUCUGAAGCAUCAGGUUUGAAUGACUUUGGUGUCAUGGGAUUCUGUCCAUUGUCCGUUUGAGUCUGCUGACAUGCUUCCUCUGGAAAGUGCAGUUUGGCAUGGAUGAGUCAGUGGUUUUUUAUUUUGGGGUGUUUUUUAAAAAAUAAAAAUGAAUUGCUUUGAGAA